Anolis carolinensis (green anole) is the source of this 4990-nucleotide messenger RNA. RefSeq names its product jerky protein homolog-like. The transcript is spliced from 7 exons. Gene Ontology annotation, biological process: regulation of DNA-templated transcription. NCBI's taxonomy places the organism in Eukaryota, Metazoa, Chordata, Lepidosauria, Squamata, Anolidae. The record is from RefSeq and is a predicted model, not a curated record. Gene Ontology annotation, molecular function: nucleic acid binding. The coding region runs from base 186 to 3035 and encodes 949 amino acids.
CUGGGCGGAGCUCUUUCAGAGCAGGAAGAAGAAAGCGUGUGGGCCUCGAGGAGGAAGGAGAGAUGAUCACUUUUUAAUAAAACCAAAGAACUACACAAAUUACAAACAACUAGAAACAUCAUUUGUUUUGCUGCCUAGAAAAAUAACGUGCAUUGCUGCCUACAAAAACAGCAACCAAUCUAUGCAUGCCCUUCUGUGAGAGUAUGGCAACUAAAAGAAAGAAGAUUUUUGUAUCAAUGGAACAAAAACUUGAGGCACUCAAGAGAUUGGAUAAAGGAGAGACGAUUAAGAAGGUUGCCAAUGACUAUGGUGUUGGAAAGGUAACAGUAGGAGACUGGAAAAGGCAUCGAUUGGAGAUAGAAAAAUGGUGUUCCUUCAGAGUUACCAAUGGCGCAUUAAAAGAGAGGAAAACAAUGAAAAAGUGUGACUAUGAAAAAGUUAGUGAAGCUUUGUAUGUUUGGUAUAUGCAGUUCAGAGACAAAAGCGUGCCUAUUUCAGGGCCUAUUUUACAGCAGAAAGCAUUGCAUUUUCAAAAGGAAUUUAAUGAAGGGGACCCAGAUUUUAGCGCAAGCAAUGGUUGGCUCAACAGGUGGAAGAAACGUUAUGGAAUCCGUCUCUUAAGUGUUUGUGGUGAGAAGCUGUCAUCAAAUUAUCAAGAAAUGGAGGCAUUCAAGAAAAAAUUUCAAGACCUUGUUGAAACUGAAAGCCUAACAGACGAUCAGAUUUUUAAUUGUGAUGAGACCUGUCUCAAUUACAAAAUGUUACCUAGUAGGAGCCUUGCAGCCGGAACUGAAGCAGCAGCCCCUGGCUAUAAGCAUAUUAAAGAACGGCUGACCAUUUUAGCAUGCAGCAAUGCUACCGCAAACCACAAAAUAGACCUCGCAAUGAUUGGGAAGCCCAAAAAUCUAAGAGCCUUUAAAACAGUUUCAAAAAACGCUCCUCCUGUAAAAUAUUAUAAUCAAAAAAAUGCAUGGAUGACCAGUGAAAUUUUCAAAGACUGGUUUUUUAAGGAAUUUGUUCCUUCCACUGAGAAAUUUUUGAAAGAAAAUGAUCUGCCCAGAAAAGCAGUUUUGUUGCUAGACAAUGCCCCAAUGCACCCUGAUGCAGAGAAGCUUCAAGAUGGGGACAUUAAGGCGAUGUUUCUGCCACCUAAUGUAGCCGCCAUAUGCCAACCAAUGGAUCAGGGCAUUUUGGAAACGCUAAAAAGGAACUACCGCAAGAAGCUACUGUCAACAAUAAUAGAAGAAAUUGAAGAAGGGCAAGACAUGAUUGAAAAAUGGAAAAACAUCAAUGUAAAAGAAGUUGCUUAUUGGGUUGCAAGGGCCUGGACUGACGUUAAGGCUCCAACAAUUGCCAGAUCAUGGAAGAAGUUGUUAGGCGAAGAUAAAGAUGAAAUUAUGGAAAGGGAAAGCACAGAUGAAACCGAAGAAAGCAUUCUACCCUUAGUACAGCGUGUCCCUGGGUGUGAGAAUGUGUCUUCGCAAGAAGUGGAAAAUUGGAUGAAUGGAGAUGAUCAGUAUGAAAUAACUGAUGAAGAAAUUGUCACUCUUAUCAAUAAUGAUGGCAAUGGCGACGAAAUUGAUGAUCAGGCAACAACUGUCGAGCCUCUUAGAAUCUCGCACAAGGAUAGGGUUGGGACUCAAGAAACCGCAGUGACAUAUAUUGAGCAACAAGUAGAAGCUACAGGGAUUGACAUAAUGAUGCUGCAAAGAUGGCGAGACUCGGCAGCAAAGAAACGGCAAUCAUCGGAAAAGCAGGAGAACUUGGCAAUAGUGAAAGAUCUAACUGAAAAGAUGGGAGGGAAAGACUAUUCCGAGCCCAACCUGGGAAAAGGCCCUUCCCUCAUUCAGGCCAAGCCUAGUGGAGCAUUGGAGGAAAGAGCUACACAGAAGAGCCUGCCGGAGGAAGUGCUCUCUUCAGAUUUACGGAGCCAGCAAUUCAGGGACUUUGGCUACAGGGAGACGUUGGGACCUCGGGAGGUUUGCAGCCAGCUGCACCUUCUCUGCCGCCAGUGGCUCCGGCCAGAAAGACACACCAAGACGGAGAUGUUGGACUUGGUGGUGUUUGAGCAGUUCCUGGCUCUUCUUCCGCCUGAGAUGUCGUCCUGGGUGAGAGAAUGUGGGGCAGAGACCAGUUCCCAGGCGGUGGCCCUGGCAGAAGGCUUCCUCCUGAGUCAGGCAGAGAAGAGGCAGGAAGAGGAGCAGGAUUUGUUUCCGGAAAGGAUCCCUGAGAUAGAUCAGUGUUUUCCUGAAUCCAGUCAAAGGCAGCAGCCAAGGUGGAUGGUUCAGGACGGAGAAGGAAAGUCUCCCUCAAUGAGAGAGGGAACAAGGACUGGGUCUACCAGUAUAAGUGCAUCUCUUCCUCAUGAUGAACUCAGAACAGCAUCUGCAAGAGUACAUCAGGUGACUUUUGAGGAGGUGGCUGUGGAUUUCACGGAAGAAGAGUGGGCUCUGUUGGACCCAGGCCAAAUGGCCCUUCAUCAGAAGGUGAUGGAGGAGAGUUUGGAAAUCCUGUUCUCUCUGGGACGAAAUUGUGGAAACAAUUACUUGUCAAGAUCACAACUUCUGACAGAUCAAGGAACCAAAACAGCUGAAAAAACAUCAAAGUGUCUGAAGGGUAAAAAUAGAUUCCGAAAAAAUGCAUUCCUUACCUGUUACCAAUCAAAUCACACAGGGAAGAAACCAUUUCAUUGUUGGGUCUGCAGAAAGGAUUUCAUUUGGAAGAGUCACCUCCUUUGUCAUCAAGCAAUUCACACUGGAGAGAAACCAUUUACAUGUGCAGAGUGUGGGAAAAGCUUUAUUCUGAAGGCACGCCUCACUCGGCAUCAAGCAAUUCACACUGGAGAGAAACCAUUUACAUGUGCAGAGUGUGGGAAAGGCUUUAUUCGGAAGGCACACCUCACUCAGCAUCAAGCAACUCACACUGGAGAAAAACCAUUCAAAUGCCCGGAGUGUGGGAAAAGCUUUAUUCGGAAGGCACACCUCACUCGGCAUCAAGCAACUCACACUGAGGAAAAACCACUCAAAUACUUUUGAGUGUGGAAAAAGUUUCACUCAGAAGACAUCCCUCACCUAUCAUCAAGCCACUCACAAUGGGGAGAAGCCAUUUCAGUGUCUGGAAUGUGGGAAAGGAUUUAUUCGGAAGGCAGAUCUUACUCUUCACGAAACAAUUCACAGUGGGGAGAAGCCAUUUCACUGUCUGGUAUGUGGGAAAGAAUUUAUUCUGAAGAUAGAUCUGACUCGACAUGAAAUUAUUCACAGUGGGAAGAAGCCAUUUCAGUGUCUGGUAUGUGGGAAAGGAUUUAUUCGAAAGAGAGAUCUGACUAGUCAUGAAACAAUUCACAGUGGGGAGAAGCCAUUUUAGUGUCUGAAAUGUGGGAAAGAUUUAUUCAGAAAGCAUGCCUCACUUGGCAUCAAGCAAUUCACACUGGGAGAAACCAUUUAAAUGUUUAGAGUGUAGGAAAAGUUUAAAUAGAGUGUGGGAAAGGUUUUUUUCAGAAGAACAGCCUUACUGAGCAUCAAAGGCAUUCUUGAUUGACACUGAUUUUCUAGAUCCGGCGCAGUCUGGCUUUAGCACGGGGCAUGGUACCAAGACAGCCUUGGUUGUCUUAGUCGAUGAUCUUCACCGGGAGCUGGACAGGGAGAGUGUGUCCCUGCUGGUUCUACUGGACCUCACAGCAGCCUUUGAUACCGUUGACCAUGGUAGCCUUCUGAGACGCCUCGCGGGGAUGGGGCUUGGAGGUACUGCUUUGCAGUGGCUCCACUCAUUCCUGGAGGGUCGGUCCCAGAUGGUGUCACUGGGGGACUCCUGCCCACAACCAUUGUCUUGUGGUGUCCCGCAGGGUUCUGUAAUGUCCCCCAUGUUGUUUAAUAUCUACAUGAAGCCGCUAGGAGAGAUCAUGAGUUUCGGAUUGCGGUGUCAUCUCUAUGCAGAUGAUGUCCAACUCUCUUACUCCUUCCCACCUGUCACUAAGGAGGCUGUCCAGGUCCUGAACUGGUGCUUGGCAGUUAUGUCAGACUGGAUGAGAGCCAACAAAUUGAAACUGGAUCCAGACAAGACAGAGGUCCUCCUGGUCAGUUGGAAGGCCGAACAGGGUAUAGAGUUACAGCCUAUGCUGGAUGGGGUCACACUCCCCCUGAAGACGCAGGUGCACAGUCUGGGGGUGAUCCUAGACUCAUCAUUGAGCCUGGAGCCCCAGGUCUCAGCGGUGGCUAGGGGAGCCUUCGCACAGCUAAAACUUGUGCGGCAGCUGCCCCCGUACCUUGAGAAGCCAGACUUAGUCUCGGUAGUCCAUGCUCUUACAUCCCAAUUAGACUACUUCAACGCACUCUACGUGGGGCUGCCUUUGAAGACUGUUCGGGAGCUUCAAUUAGUCCAACGGGAGGCAGCCAGGUUGUCAACCGGAGCAGCAUACAGUUAGCACACUACUCCUCUGUUACGUCAGCUCCACUGGCUGUCGAUUAGCUACCGAGCACGAUUCAAAGUGCUGGCUUUAGCCUAUAAAGCUCUAAACGGUUCCGGCCCAGCUUACUUGUCCGAACGUGUCUCCCGCUAUGACCUACCACAUAAUUUUAAGAUCUUCUGGGGAGGCCCUGCUCUCGGUCCCACCAGCCUCACAGGUGAGGCUGGCAGGGGCAAGAGACAGGGCAUUCUCAGUAGUGGCUCCUCGGCUGUGGAACUCCCUCCCUAGUGACAUCUAUCCCUUUUGAGUUUUAGAAAGAAAGUGAAGACCUGGCUAUGCGAGCAAGUGUUCAAAGAAUAAGUUUUGUUGGCUUCGACACGGUCUGGACUAAGGUUUAUGUACAAGGUUCUGUGGAUGAAUGGCUCAAGUAUUUUGUAUUGUUUUAAAUGUUUUUAACUGCUUAUGUUUUAUUCUUUUGUAAUUGUGUAUUGGCAUUGUAUUCUUCCAGUUUUGUAAGCCGGCCUGAGUCCCUUUGGGUGAGAAGGGCGGGAUAGAAAUGAUGGCAAUAAAUAAAUAAAUAAUAAAGAA